GAUGUAGUUAUCACGCAACGUUUAUAAAUCUGGUCAAAAAUGCAUAAGUUUGAUCAACUAAGUGGACUUUCAUAAAACGGACAAAAAGUGCAAAAGUGUAUAUCUAAACUAUGCUAACUAUCUAAUCAGUGCUUAAACCAAGUGACAAAAUUUAAAUGUUUAAAUAAUAAAUAAAAAAUAUCUUACUAUAUCAUGUCAUAUUCAGAAGACUCAGUGUUAUCCAUCUUAUCCCACCAUCUGAACGAUUCUUUUAGUCUGGAAGACAUCAUGGGCAAGUUGAACAGUUCUGAGGAAUUGAAGUGUUUGUUGAUGCAGGAGGAAGAAAAACAGAUGGUCAACUCCAAAGUUGGCGAAGACAAUGUUGUUCAAUGUAAUACUUAUUGGGAUAGUGUUUUGUGUUGGACGUCUACACCAGCUGGAACUACCGCUGUAAAGAACUGUAUGAAGGAGCUGAAUGGAGUGGAAUAUGAUACUACACAAAAUGCUACGAAAUUCUGCAACUUAGACGGAACCUGGAACAAUUACACAAAUUAUUCAGAAUGCAAACGAAUAACGCAUUUACCUGUUCACGAUUUUCUGGAAGGAACAGAAAUACCCAGCAUAAUAUAUUACAUAGGAUACACAAUAAGCCUGGUGGCUUUAGGUCUGGCAGUUUGGGUGUUCCUGUACUUCAAGGACCUUCGAUGUUUGAGAAAUACAAUUCAUAUAAAUUUGAUGUGCACAUACAUGAUGGCAGCCUUGAUGUGGAUUUUAACAUUAACAUUACAGAAUUGGAAGUUAACUGCAACUCCUGACAACACUUCAUGUGUGUUUCUAGUAAUUCUCCUGCACUAUUUCUCUCUGACAAAUUUCUUCUGGAUGCUGGUUGAAGGAUUAUAUCUAUAUAUGUUGGUCGUGGAGACUUUUACAAGAGAAAAUAUCAAAUUGCGAGUUUAUUUGCUCCUCGGCUGGGCUGCACCAGCAUUAUUCAUAUUGGCUUGGGCUAUUGUCCGAAGUACAGUUCCACCUUCGCCUACAGAUGAAUCAAUGUCCCUGAUAAUUGGAAAUAAUCCACAUUGCUCGUGGCUUGGGGAACAGGUAUACGAUUGGCUGUACCAAGCUCCCGCCUGUCUCGUCCUGGUGAUUAACUUGCUGUUCUUAUUUCGAAUCAUGUGGGUUCUCAUAACGAAACUCCGUUCGGCCAAUACCCUAGAGACCCAGCAAUACCGGAAAGCUAGCAAGGCUCUUUUAGUGCUGAUUCCACUAUUGGGUAUAACUUAUCUUCUGGUCAUAAUGGGUCCCACCGAGGGCAUUUCCAGACACAUUUUCGAUAUUGCCAGAGCUCUGUUACUUUCCACACAGGGAUUCACCGUGGCUUUAUUUUAUUGCUUCUUAAAUACAGAAGUUCAAAAUACUUUAAGACACCAUGUUGAAAGAUGGAAGACUGCUCGAUCAUUAAAUGGAGGUUCCAGAAGAAAAUAUAGCAGAGAAUGGUCUCCCAGAUCUAGAACUGAGAGUAUUCGGUAA
This is a messenger RNA of Ctenocephalides felis (cat flea), 1506 nucleotides long. Its product is annotated as diuretic hormone receptor-like. NCBI's taxonomy places the organism in Eukaryota, Metazoa, Arthropoda, Insecta, Siphonaptera, Pulicidae. Gene Ontology annotation, molecular function: peptide hormone binding; G protein-coupled peptide receptor activity; diuretic hormone receptor activity. Gene Ontology annotation, cellular component: plasma membrane. Gene Ontology annotation, biological process: adenylate cyclase-modulating G protein-coupled receptor signaling pathway; cell surface receptor signaling pathway. The record is from RefSeq and is a predicted model, not a curated record. The coding region runs from base 193 to 1506 and encodes 437 amino acids. The transcript has 10 exons.